Molecule: messenger RNA, 2528 nt
Organism: Aphis gossypii (cotton aphid)
Lineage: Eukaryota; Metazoa; Arthropoda; Insecta; Hemiptera; Aphididae
Gene: MrgBP
Exons: 2
Coding region: 400-1926 (508 amino acids)
Biological process (GO): regulation of DNA-templated transcription
Cellular component (GO): nucleus; H4/H2A histone acetyltransferase complex
Source: RefSeq, a predicted model, not a curated record
CGCCUUCUCUCGUGCCGGGAGUCGCGACUCGCGACCAUAGCACAUAAGCACAGAAUAAUUAUUCUGUGACCAUAGUUACUACGAUUAAAGAUAUAGUAACUGACUAAUAGUGUUUCUGAAUGAUUAGAGUCAAAACUCUAAAGUCGCAAGCUCUCAGACCGCAGUUACGAAAGUUCAGUGUUGGGAUUGACAGUGGUUUGUGACAAAUGAUAGCAACAACGGUAAACGGCUAGAUAGACGCUCAAAAAUAAUUUGUGAUGGUCCCAUCCGUUACACUAUUACAGUGAUUACAUAAACUCCGACAGCUGCGAUAUUGUUGUUAUUGUUACUUACUUGAAUCGUUUGACCACAUAUUCUACUUCCACUAUUGUAAAGAACGCUUUUAUAAAGUAUUUGAUCAUGUCAAAUCAAUCACCAUCUAAAUCAGUUACGUCAAAUCAAUCGCCAUCUAAAUCGGAUGUGACAAAUCAAUCACCAUCCAAAUCAGACGUGACAGUUCAAUCGCCAUCCAAAUCAGAUGUGCCAGUUCAAUCGCCAUCCAAAUCAGAUGAGACGAAUUGUUUAGCAACAGAAAACACUAAUCUCAUUGAUGUAGAACCACCAGCUGAUGAAUUUGAAUGGAGUUUAUCACUUCAGAGGUGUCUGCUAAUAUGUAUGAGACGUUUGAAGCCUUGUGGAAUUCACAAAUAUUUAUGUAUGGCUCUUAUACAAGAAAAACUAAAAAAACAAUUCAAUGUUGACUUACCAUGUAAUGUUAUAUGGGAUUAUUUGGCAACUCAGUGGGAUCUUAGAGCUGCUGAUGAAAUUGAAGGUAUUAGUUUUGAUACUAGUAAGAAACCUUUUGAGUUACCAGAAGAGUAUGACCAGAUAGAAGAAAAAGCAGCAGAAAAAAUUAAAAAAAUGUUAAAAGAAAGUUCAAAUGAUGAUAUUCAUAAGAAAAAAAUAUUAAAAGAAAGUUCAAAUGAUGAAAUUCAUAAGAAAAAAAUGUUAAAAGAAAGUUCAAAUGAUGAAAUUCAUAAGAAAAAAAUGUUAAAAGAAAGUUCAAAUGAUGAAAUUCAUAAGAAAAAAAUGUUAAAAGAAAGUUCAAAUGAUGAUAUUAAUAAGAAAAAUAUAUUAAAUUGGAGUGGUAAAACAAGAUCUAAAUCUAAUUCUAUGUCUUCUGUAGAUUCUAAGGAAGGUCUCAAUGAGACAACUCCUUCAACAUUAUUAGAAAGCUCUUCAGUUAAAACAAGUGAAGAGCGAUCUGACGAUGGUCCAUGUACUAGAAGAUCAUUGCGUACAAAUGACAAACUAGAAAAUAAUAAAUCUGAUGAAAAAAAUAAAGUAAAAGACUUGAAACAAAUAAAUAAAAAAAUACCAAAUCAAUCUAAAGAUAUAGAGAAGAUUGAUAAAAUCUCAAAUCUUAGAGGUCAAAAAAGAAAAAGUAGAAAUGUAUCAGAAUCAAGUUAUAGUUCUGAUAAUAGUAAACAGCGUAGGAGUUAUAGAAAUAAUGUAGCAGAUUUAGCUAUUUCAGAUAGUUCUUCUAGAUCAGUAACUCCAGAGAUUUUGAGAGGUAAAACAUCAAAUCGUUCUGUUACACCUGAAAUUACUAGUAGAAAAUCAAAUUUGCGAUCUAGCGAUGAAGACCAGAAAUCAAAACUUACAUUAGAAAAAGCAUGUCUAAAACAUGGUCAAAAUGUUGAUCUGGUUUUACCAGAAGUAAAAGUUGAACGUCUACAACAUGAAAAACAAAAUGCACCUUCAGUAGAAACAAAAUCCAAAAGUUCGGUACAGAGUAAAAAUGAAGCAAAUAACAAAGCUAAAGGUAAAACACGUAAUAGAGUAACAUCUGAUUUAUUAGUUGCUCAACAAUCUCCAGAUUUACUAUCAUUAGGUAGGCGCUCUUGUAGUAACAAAAAUUCAGAAAAUGCAAAAAAUGAUAAAUAAAUUCCAUAUGAAUAACAUUUUUUUAUUAAAUUAUAUCUAUAAUAUAAUAUUUGAAUGUAUAACUUGUUUUUAAUUUCGUACAUUUUUAAAUAAUAUAAACUUAUAGUAUUAAUACAAUUUGUGAUUACUGAUUACAAUAAUUUAAUAUGGUAUUUUUAAUAUAUUAUGUAUGCUCAUUAAUUACUAGAACUAUACUCUGUCCAGCGAGAAAACGCGCCGCAGACCGACCAAAAUCGGUUUUUCUGCGCAUCCCCAAACGUCUCCCUGCCAUAGGAAAACUGGUUUCGAUAGCUGCAGGAAGGUGCAGGAGGAUGCGGAGAAUCGGUGCGUUCUCUCGCUGGACAGACUAUAGAUAUUUAUAAUUUAGGAAUGUUACUAGUACCUACCUACACAAUAUACAAUUUUUAAAGAAUUGUUAUUUGAUAAUAUUUGUUCACACUAAUGUAAUAUGUUACAUAUUUCUACAAUAAUUACUAGUUUGUUGUUUAUAUGUACAUUGUACAGUUUUUUUGUAUAUUAUACUUAUUGAUUAGCUUAUACUGACUAAUUGUAAUGUAUAAAAAUAUUGAUAACAAUCAAUAAUAAAAUAAGAAAAAAUUUGA